Messenger RNA from Ctenocephalides felis (cat flea), 903 nucleotides. RefSeq names its product trypsin-like. The transcript has 5 exons. Bases 6 to 812 code for a protein of 268 amino acids. The record is from RefSeq and is a predicted model, not a curated record. Gene Ontology annotation, molecular function: serine-type endopeptidase activity. Gene Ontology annotation, biological process: proteolysis. NCBI's taxonomy places the organism in Eukaryota, Metazoa, Arthropoda, Insecta, Siphonaptera, Pulicidae.
GCAACAUGAAAAUUUUAUUACUGGUAUUAUUGGCAGUAUGCUUUGCUUCAGCUAAACGAGGUCCACAGAAACAUGUUCGCGAAACACAAAAAAGUCUUGCCUCUGGGCGUAUUGUGGGUGGUGAAGCAGUGAGCAUUGAAGACUAUGGAUGGCAAGUUUCUCUACAACGUUUUGGCAGUCAUUUCUGUGGAGGAUCUAUAAUAUCCAGUAGAUGGAUUCUUUCAGCUGCUCAUUGCUUUUAUGGAACGUUAUUUCCGAUUGGAUUCUCUGCGAGAGCCGGCAGCAGUACUGUGAAUUCAGGAGGAACUGUGCAUACAAUUUUGUAUUGGUAUAUUCAUCCAAAUUAUGAUUCACAAAGUACAGACUUUGAUGUUUCUGUAGUUCGACUAUUAUCUUCUUUAAAUUUGAAUGGAGGUUCUAUUCGACCGGCUAGGUUAGUGGAUUCUGGAACUGAUUUGCCAGCCGGUGAGAUGGUUACAGUAACUGGAUGGGGACGACUUUCGGAAAAUACUUCUGUUCCCUCGCCAUCAACUCUUCAAGGAGUUACAGUACCAGUUGUAAGUAAUUCGGAAUGUCAACAACAAUUGCAAAAUCAGACAAUCACUGACAAUAUGUUUUGUGCUGGUGAAUUAGAAGGAGGAAAGGACUCUUGUCAAGGAGACAGUGGUGGUCCCAUGGUUGACAGCGAGGAUACUCAAGUAGGAAUUGUAUCCUGGGGAAUAGGAUGUGCUAGACCCAAUUUACCAGGAGUUUAUACGCGAAUUGCUUCAUCGCCAAUUAGAGAUUUCAUAAGACGAAUAACCGGAGUUUAAUAUUAUUUUAUACAUUUUUGACAAAUAUGAGAACUAAUGAGAACUGUUGUAUUGCUAUAAUUCUUUGCAACAUUGUGCAUGAAUAAAUUAU